CGCUGCAUCGGUGCGGCUCUGGGAUAAGAGGAGCGGGGCUUCCCUCGGAGUUCAGACCGAAGCAGAAACUCCACAAACGGGCAGUCAAAGUCCAGUUUUGCCCCGGUUUGUUUAUUUUAUUUCAUUCCCCGGACCCUCCCUCCCCCGGGUCAGUCCUCACUGCGCUCGAGCUUUGCCGUAGAGCCAGAAGCUCCGUGUGAACCCCGCACUACCACCGUCAUGCCCAUCAUCGAGCAGCUGUCCCACACGGACCUGGAGCGGCUGGCUUUGGACCGGGUGGUCCCGGCCUUGCUCACCCACGGCUUCUACUUCGUGGACGGCCUCCUCGGGGAGGUGGCCGGGGGCGCCGUGCUGGACGAGGUGAAGCAGAUGCACGGCUCCGGGGCGCUGCACGACGGCCGGCUCGCCGGCUCCGCCCCGGGAGUCCACCGGAGGAGCAUCCGCGGCGACAAGACCGCCUGGGUGAGCGGCUCCGAGCGCGGCUGCGAGGCGAUCGGCUUCCUGCUCAACCUGAUCGAUCGGCUGAUCUCCGUGUGCGCCGGCCGGCUGGGGAACAAGGUGAUCCGGGAACGGUCCCAGGCCAUGGUGGCGUGCUACCCGGGAAACGGAGCCGGUUACGUCAAACAUGUGGACAACCCGAACAGCGACGGGCGGCGUCUCACCUGCAUCUACUACCUGAACAAGAACUGGAACGUGAAGGAGCACGGCGGCGUCCUCCGAAUUUUUCCAGAAGGAAAAGGAUAUGUGGCGGACAUCAAGCCGCUGUUCGACCGGCUGCUGGUGUUCUGGUCUGACCGCAGGAACCCACACGAGGUGCAGCCCUCCUUCUCCACCAGGUACGCCAUCACAGUUUGGUAUUUCGACUCAGAGGAGCGAGCCGAGGCCAAGAGGCGCUUUAAGACGGUGACAGCGCCCGCACACAGCCGGACGGCAGCCCCCCCUGACUGUGAGAAGACACUGCCACCUGGUGUUUGAGCCAGAGAACUGCACUCUUCCUGAACUUCUGAAGCAGAUGUGUGCUGCUCUCCCGCCGACUCAUUACAGGAUUUGUGCUGCGUCGUGAUCCUGGACAGUGACCUGCCUGGAGAAGGCCAGUUUCUCCCGAGUGCCUUGUUCUGACAGGGUGGGGGGGUCCUGAGAAGUUUGCACAAAGACUUUCAGGCCCCAGCUGGAUGCAGAAGACGCCGGCCCACGGGGCGCUCUGUGACGUCACAGAGGGAGUUCAGAUAUGAAGGUGGAGCUCCUGAAGUGCAGACUCCGCCCUGAUGGCGGCCUCCACCCAGAACGCCAUCAGACGGAGACUUAGAUUCCUGAAGUCUGCUUGUUUACGAACACUAAUGAAUGAAAGUGUGAUGGAAGCGUUUGUAUGAAAAACCUUUUUGCAGAAAUGAAGGUCAUUAAAAAAGAUAAAAAAUCA
Molecule: messenger RNA, 1417 nt
Organism: Oryzias melastigma (Indian medaka)
Lineage: Eukaryota; Metazoa; Chordata; Actinopteri; Beloniformes; Adrianichthyidae
Gene: egln3
Product: egl-9 family hypoxia-inducible factor 3
Exons: 5
Coding region: 220-975 (251 amino acids)
Biological process (GO): peptidyl-proline hydroxylation to 4-hydroxy-L-proline; cellular response to hypoxia
Cellular component (GO): cytoplasm; nucleus
Molecular function (GO): L-ascorbic acid binding; ferrous iron binding; peptidyl-proline 4-dioxygenase activity
Source: RefSeq, a predicted model, not a curated record